AUGGAAAUCAAUCAAAAAGAGCAAAAAAUCUGAAUGCAAUCCAAAGCGAAAAAUCCAAUUAAUGGAGGCCAACAAAAAAGGAGUGUUGUGGUUAUAGGGUUCCAAAAGAAAAUUAAUCAGAAUUUGAAGAGAUUCUGCAUGUCAUGUGAAAGAUGCACAUCACACAAAAUGGAGUACAUAGGGGAAAAGAAAGGAGAGUAUCAUUAUUCAUAG
Molecule: messenger RNA, 213 nt
Organism: Blepharisma stoltei
Lineage: Eukaryota; Ciliophora; Heterotrichea; Heterotrichida; Blepharismidae
Source: the annotation of a GenBank genome assembly